Messenger RNA from Symbiodinium sp. CCMP2456, 2283 nucleotides. NCBI's taxonomy places the organism in Eukaryota, Dinophyceae, Suessiales, Symbiodiniaceae. The record is from the annotation of a GenBank genome assembly.
AUGUGGCUCGCUGUGCGAAGUCCAAGGAUAGGGGCAGAGGCAGAGGAGGCAGCCCGGAAAGCUACUGCAGAAGAAGCUGCUGGAGAUGUUGCUGUUGAAAAGGAAGCCGCGAGAACAGCCGCUGCAGAGGCAGCCAGUCUGGCUGAAGAGGAAGAGGCCGCUGGACAAGCUGCUGAAGAAGAGGCAGCGCGAAAACUUGCCGAUGAGGCAGCCGCUGCAGAAGCGGCGCAAAUGGCUGAAGAGGAAGAGGUCGCUCGUAAAGCUGCUGAAGAAGAGGCGGCGAGAAAACUUGCUGACACUGAAGAGGCAGUGGCUGCAGAAGCAGCAAGAAUAGCUGAAGCGGAAGAGGCCGCUCGACAAGCUGCUGAGGAAGAGGCCGCUCGACAAGCUGCUGACGAGGCAGCCAGCGCAGAAGCAGCGAGAAUGGCUGAAGAGGAAGAGGCCGCUCGAAAAGCUGCUGAAGAAGAGGCGGCGAGACAACUUGCUGAAGAGGCAGCCGCUGCAGAAGCAGCAAGAAUAGCUGCAGAGGAAGAGGCCGCUCGACAAGCUGCUGAGGAAGAGGCGGCCAGAAAAGCAGAAGAGGCGAGAAUGGCUGAAGAGGAAGAGGCCGCUCGAAAAGCUGCUGAAGAAGAGGCGGCGAGAAAACUUGCUGAAGAGGCAGCCGCUGCAGAAGAAGCGAGAAUAGCUGAAGAGGAAGAGGCCGCUCGACAAGCUGCUGAGGAAGAGGCCGCUCGACAAGCUGAUGACGAGGCAGCCGCCGCAGAAGCAGCGAGAAUGGCUGAAGAGGAAGAGGCUGCUCGAAAAGCUUCUGAAGAAGAGGCGGCGAGAAAACUUGCUGAAGAGGCAGCCGCUGCCGAAGCAGCGAGAAUAGCUGAAGAGGAAGAGGCCGCUCGAAAAACUGCUGAAGAAGAGGCGGCCAGAAAACUUGCUGAAGAGACAUCCGCGGCAGAAGCGGCGCGAAUAGCUGAAGAGGAAGAGGCCGCUCGAAAAGCUGCUGAAGAAGAGGCGGCGAGAAAACUUGCUGAAGAGGCAGCCGCUGCAGAAGCAGCGAGAAUGGCUGAAGAGGAAGAGGCUGCUCGACAAGCUGCCGAAGAAGAGGCGGCGAGAAAACUAGCUGACGAGGCAGCCGGAGCUGAAGCUGCGCGAAUGGCUGAAGAGGAAGAGGCCGCUCGAAAAGCUGCUGAAGAAGAGGCGGCGAGAAAACUUGCUGAAGAGGCAGCGGCUGCAGAAGCUGGGAGAAUAGCUGAAGAGGAAGAGGCCGCUCGAAAAGCUGCUGAAGAAGAGGCGGCGAGAAAACUUGCUGACGAGGCAGCCGCCACAGAAGCAGCGCGAAUGGCUGAAGAGGAAGAGGCCGCUCGACAAGCUGCUGAAGAAGAGGCGGCGAGAAAACUUGCUGAAGAGGCAGCCGCUGCAGAAGCGGCGCGAAUGGCUGAAGAGGAAGAGGCCGCUCGAAAAGCUGCUGAAGAAGAGGCGGCGAGACAACUUGCUGAAGAGGCAGCCGCUGCAGAAGCAGCAAGAAUAGCUGAAGAGGAAGAGGUGUGGAUGGGUGGGUGGAUGCUGGCUGGGUGGUUUGACCCAAGAUCAUAUUUGGAGCAUGCAUAUGCAGUUUGCCGUGGCAAGGCUCUCUGGAAGCGAAACUCUAACCCGGAGCCUUCGACGGUAGAUCCCCCGCCGCUAAUCUCAGAACUGGUCUACGUCAGUGAGUUGGCCGCGAUUUCUCCUGGCCCUGCCGUACUCGUGGCCACAGAUGUGGCAGCUCGAGGUGAGGAGAUGAAGUUCAAAGCAGAGAACUUGGCCGAACCCCCUGAAAAGCCCGAGGAGCCCGUCAGUGCGGACUGGCUGCGUCGAGGAGUUCAGGCGGCGGUGAAAGAUGUGCCAGAGCACGAGGGCCAGGUCGUCCGGGUGGUGUCCAUUAACGGCGAUACCGGCCAGUGCAAGUGCGUCCUGCGCUCUACAAACGAGGCUAUCGAGGUCUCUCGCAAGAACCUCCGGCCCCUGGCCGGCGCUGCAACCGUCGCCGCACCAGAGCCGAAGGCUCCAGCACCCAAGAAGCCCACGGCCGGUACGGACUGGGCAGCGGUGGAGCUGGAACGCAGAAGGCUGGCCGAGGGCUUUCGGUCGGGUUUCGAGGAAGGCGCCACUGUGUGUUUGGAAGGGCUGCAGUCGAUGCCGGAGCUCAACGGCAAAAACGGCAAGCUCCUCGACUGGGAUGGUCAGGCCAUGCGUUGGCGGGUCCUUGUCGAAGACGGUAUUGGCAUCAAGCCGCCGGCCUGCAGAGCUUGA